Molecule: messenger RNA, 1047 nt
Organism: Camellia sinensis
Lineage: Eukaryota; Viridiplantae; Streptophyta; Magnoliopsida; Ericales; Theaceae
Source: RefSeq, a predicted model, not a curated record
AUGACUAUCACAUUGGACGAUGACGCCACUAUCCUAGGGCUUCCCAUUGUAGGCAAAUCUAUUAGCGUGCGUAAGUUGUCAAAAAGGCGGGCUGUUACAUUAGUAGUUAAUACCUUGGAAAUUGAUGAGCAAGAAGUCAAACAUGAGAUGUCUACUGCUGGAGGCAAUUCAGUGAGGCUUGAGUGGUUGAGGGCACACUUUCAUAAUGUCACAGACAAUGAUUCAAUGGAAAGAAUUGCAUGUGCAGGUAGAGCAUACUUGCUAUUUUUGUUGGGUUGUACACUUUUUAGUGACAAGACUUGUACUAGGGUCCCCGUUGUUUAUUUGAGUUUGUUGUCCGAUUUGACGACUGUAUCUUCAUAUGCUUGGGGUGCUGCUGUAUUGGCAUACUUAUAUAGACAGUUGGGGUACGCUAGCAGGUCCGGCGUGAAACAAAUAGCUGGUUACAUGACACUCCUUGAGGGAUGGAUUUAUGAGCACUUUCGUGGAUUUCGACCACACUUGAAUAUGAAUUACACUCGAGACAUGCCAAAUGUUUACCGUUGGAUUUCUCGGAGAGAGUGUGGUGAAGAGACACAGUUGCAGGUUAUUUGGGACCCGUACCAGAGUUGUAGAGAUGUCCAUCCAUGUCAUCCAGUUACGUUCUACCAUGGUUGCCUAAAGUGUUUGAAAGUAGUUGAACUAUAUCACCCUGAUAGAGUGUUGAGACAGUUUGGCAGAGUGCAGACAAUCCCUAAUCCACCACUUGGCCCUAUGCAUGCUUCUCGAGGAGCCACAGCUCCACGCUACAAUGUUAUGUAUGCAUACUUGGACAUCAUUUGGGAGGCAUGGGACAACCACGUGUUAUCUGAUCCGAGGAGGAGUACAUCACAUAUGUCACAGAUAUAUCAGAUUACUCAUCCUUUCAUUGAGGCUGGCUAUGAGGACAGUGUUCAACAUCUUGAUAGGCUUUACUACGCGAUUGAUGCAAUCGAACAACUUCUUCAAGAUCAGCACAAUAGUGAAGCUGCGCCCAACACAUCCACUCAAGCAAUUGCACUUGGUUAA